CUGCAGCCUGCUGAUGAUCUGCAGCAACCAACAUCCGCUGUAAGAGUAGAUUAACCUCGUUCACACGUUUCCAGUCCUCAGUGGAAGUAGGAGCGAGCAGCAGCAGCAUCAUCAUCAGCAGCAGCAGCAGCAGCAGCAGGCUGGACGCAGCUCGCUCUCUGCGCGCACCGCCGAGCGUUCUGGACUCCUCAUCUCCACAUCCGCGUCUCCAAAACCUUCCAGGACUCAUCCCACACCCACAGGAGGUGCUUCAACUUUACUGAAUUUAACUCCGUUAUUGUGGGAGAGAGAGCCUCGCAUUCACAGGGAGGAGGAGAUUGACGAGGCUGCCAGAGCGGAGACUUGUUCGCUCAGGAAUGAUUGGCGAUUUGUGCAAAUGAGAAAGUCUAAGAAAUGUCUUUUUCCGCGGACGACACCGUCAGCAUCCCAGCCAUAAUGCCCAGGCGAAAACAAGCGAGUGUUUGCUGCCUCCAAACAAUAUCUGGACUGACAAGAACUCAAAGAUCUCAGAGUGCUUAAAUGCCAUUCACGCCUUCUCCGAAGUAAACGCUGCCACUGAGGUUUCAAACGUCACUCUUCCCUCUCUUCACGAUCCCCGAGAAGCUCUUUCCACUCAACUUUUGACCCCUGUUGUUAUGGAGAAUCUUAGUGAACUCCAGAACCCACUGCUGGACAAAAACAGUAAGCACAUGGUCAAUGGUUACGGGGGAGAAUUCCCUAAUAAUCAGUACCAGGAAAACAUUAUUAACUACUUUGCUGGAGGAGGAGGAGGAGGAGGUGGUGGUGGUGGAGGUGAAGGCGGAGGAAUAGGAGGAGGGAAAGUGAGCAAUGGCAACGUGGUGAGCGGAGGAGGCUACAACACCAACGGGAAAAUGAAAUCCCAGCAAUUUUUGGAUGCCACCUCGCUGCAUCUGGCGGUGGAGGCCUUCUACAGGCCCAACUUCAUCCUGUACAAGGAGGACAGUGGCAGCAUCAAGGCGAAGGAAUACAAAAGCGAGUGCUGCGAGACCACUUUCACAGAGAAGAAGGCCAAAGAGGUGUCCAACACAGCCGGAGCUGAGACGCCCGGCACAGAGGAUCCUCAGGCCAAGUUGCUGGAGGACGGAGAACACAUUAAGAUCCAAACUGUUUCCUACGAGGUGGAGGAGGAGGAGUAUGUGGAGUACGAGACGGAUUGUUCCAGCGACAGUGAGAGUGAAGACAACUUCAUCGUCGUCCCCCCUCGAGAUCACCUGGGCCUGGCCAUAUUCUCCAUGCUCUGCUGUUUCUGGCCUUUGGGGAUUGCAGCCUUUUAUUUCUCACAGGGGACCACCAAGGCAGUGAGCAAAGGUGACUUCCCGCUGGCCAACAUUGCCUCCCGGAGGGCUUUGUUCCUUGCCGCCCUCUCCAUCACUAUAGGCACCGGCGUCUACGUAGGGGUGGUGGUAGCUCUCAUCGCCUACCUCUCGAAACCAGGACACAUAUAGCUGUCGCACCUUUCCUUCCCCGAACGCCUCCGGGGAGAACCAGGAAGAGAAACAGCCCCCUCUGGGGAACGUCGCUACUCCUGCAGACUACGAGGAAAAAGUUUUCCGGGAGUGUACAGUUUUUUUUCCCCCCACUCCACCUUCCUUUCUUUCCAGCCUUCUCUCUCCCAACAGGCCCUCCGUCAGCCAAGAUUAGCCACAGUGACUGGAGAGAGGUCAAGCUGGAGGGCGAGGAGAGAGGGAAUGGGGAUAGAGAAACUUUGCUUUUUUUGUUUUUUUUCAUUGAGACGAGGGGUUUGAGUAAUGGCAUGAGUCCUUGUUGGAGCCCAGUUUGCAUCCCACUGACUUAAACCAUCACCUUCUUCGUUUCCAAGAGCACAAACAGAAACUUUGGAGAGAACAAACUGACCCAGUAAGUCAUCAUUAUUAACUAACCAAGGUUAAAGAAGGUGAAUAACCAAGUCAAAAACACUAAACUGUUGAUAUUUGAGCUGCUGUUAAAAUUGGAGCCUUUCUAUGGAGUCUUGCCACCUGUCAUGUCAGUUUGUCACCUGAAACCGAGCCUUCAUCAACUAAAAACAUGAUAAAACAAGACAAAAAAUACAAGAUCACAUGGACAGUUUGUUAAAUCAUGAAAAAGGAGGGCUUCUGUUUCAAGAAAAACAAGAAACAAGAAAAAAUGCAGAACUAUUGCUAAGUGUCAUCGAAAAAACACUCUGGAAGCUCGGAAAAAUUAUGAUAAAAUGAUAUCAGGACCAGAAGAUGCUUCAUUCUGAUUGAAUUAUAUGCACUGGCAUGAAUACAAGAAUCUCAACAGCGCCUGAGGAGAGUAGUUUUUCGAAUAAGGUGCCCGAAGAACUCGCAAAAUCUGCUCGUGCAGAUGCGGUUUGCCUACAUACAUCUAAAUGUGCUUUGUUUUUUUCACGUUGUCCCUUUGUGUUUCCUGCUGUCUGAAGGCAUCUUCAUUAACAUCGCUUUAAGGACACAUUCUGAAGUAAAAGCACAGAUGUGAGGUGGUGAGAUGGUCAGAAAUUCAGGGCAAAACGACUUCCAAAAUAAAAACAAAAAUGCAGCAUCCGAGUGAAAUGAAGCAUCAGCCAUUCACAAAGGCUGGAGAAGUUAUAAAUCAAGUAGAUAAUGUCAUUAAAAGCCCUACGUAUCCUCCAGGGCUGCACAAAUAAACAAAGUGUCGCCGCCCGACAGCUCUGAAUUCAGCUGAUCAAUUAUUCUUUGCAUGACUCCGGCUGUAGCGGCAGUACACCGCUGCUGCUGCUGCGCAUGAUUGAUUGGACUUUGAACAUGUUUUUGUCAGAUCAUAAAACAGCUUAAAUUAAAAUUGAUCUGGCUGGGAAGGAGCUCAUUUUUAUUUUCCUUUUUUUGCACAAUACUUUGACCCACAUUCGUCACUGUGGCUAAUAAACAAGGAUAUUUCACACGUCUCAAUCUCCUCCAUCACAGAACACUUGCAGAUAUACACCAAGUUUAUAUACGAAGGGCUUCUUAUUAAAUACUACUGCGUCAGUUCGUGUUUUUAUAUCGUCGAUUACAAGCCAGACAGAUACCGCUUCAAGCCGUGAAGCCUCAAGAGGCUACAAAACACGCUUCCCUGCACAGGUCUUGCAUUAGUCAUACCUGACAGUUAUGGUGCACAAUUAGCUCGCUGUAAUGGCUUUUUCUGAAGGAAUGUGUAUUCUCUGGAGCAUAGCCCAAAAAUAGCACAUCCACAUUAAUUUCACUAAUAAGCCACUUUCAGUGUCACCGGCUGCCUUCAAAAAACUGAAAGUAAACAAUCCCCAUCCAUAGCUGUGUGAAAAUAAAAAAAAAACACUCAUGAAGAGUGAAAUUCUUUAUAAGAUUAUGUUUGAAGUUUGCUUUGCUUGAACAAAACAACAGCUAAGAGUGUUUUAUUUUGCAGAAACAGAUCUUAAAGAGCUGAUUCAUACAUUCAGAGCCCUAAGAUUCACCUCAUUGAGUUUCUGGUCAUCUCAUGAGCUGGUUAUUAUACUGUAAAUGUUUGGUAUUUUAACCUCUGGCCUCUCGUCCCAGCAGUAACUCGUGAGCUACUGACUUCCAGUGUGUCAUGACCAUCACUGUAACUAUAGUGAAAGAGCGUGUAAGUCUGCUUUCAUCACUCGGAAAAGGGUUCACCGCUGAUAACGAUGCUUUGUGUUUUUGUAGCGUGUCAUUCAAAUGAUGUGUUUUUCUCCGGCUUCUUCAGCGACCUGGUAUUGUGCAAUGUGCUCCGACAGUACGUGAGUUUUGAUGCUGUUGUUAUUUUUCUUCUCAUUGUGAUCAGAUCCUUUGCUGAAUGCGUUUCUCAAUGCCAGGGUGAUAGUGAUCUCUCUGUGUCGUGCUCUUAAGCCGAGCUAAAGAAGAUGACUUUUUAAUUUUGUUUGUUUGGAGACUUUUUUUCCCUAUCUUGUGUGAAGGCAACGUGUACAUAGUGCAAAUAAAGACAUGUUCAAAUGUAAUGACAAAUAAACCAGAAAGGAAGGAUGACCUUUCUUAAAAGCAAA
Amphiprion ocellaris (clown anemonefish) is the source of this 3982-nucleotide messenger RNA. It is a transcript of the gene syndig1l, whose product is annotated as synapse differentiation inducing 1-like. NCBI's taxonomy places the organism in Eukaryota, Metazoa, Chordata, Actinopteri, Pomacentridae. The transcript is spliced from 4 exons. The coding region runs from base 636 to 1466 and encodes 276 amino acids. Gene Ontology annotation, cellular component: membrane; intracellular membrane-bounded organelle. The record is from RefSeq and is a predicted model, not a curated record.